AUGGGGCGACGCCAAGAUGUCGAGCUCAAGAGGGAGGAGGUCAGGGCUUUGAAAAUACACGCACGUGUAAAGCCAGUGAACUUAUCGAAGACGCUAUUUGAGCUCGUGGAAUACUGUACGCAACGUGAACGCAACGACCCGCUUAUAUUCCCUCCUAAAGAUAAUCCGUUCCGCGAAAAGAAGAUCGCUUGCUCUGUUCUUUGA
This is a messenger RNA of Mesocestoides corti, 204 nucleotides long. NCBI's taxonomy places the organism in Eukaryota, Metazoa, Platyhelminthes, Cestoda, Cyclophyllidea, Mesocestoididae. The record is from the annotation of a GenBank genome assembly.